AUGCAAAAAGGUCUUGCCCCGCUCCCGACGAUCCUGCUUCCUUUGUUCAUCCCCAGGCCUCCACUUCCCGUCGCUUUAAACCAGGUUCCGCAGUUCGUCCCGCAGGAAGUAGCAGACCGGCCCAACCCUGGUGCUUCCAGGAAGAGGAAACAACCAGCGGAUGACUCACGUAGCUCCGCCGUGGCGAAACGACCUCAGGGUCGUCCCCCCGCCGUUGCAAAACGACCUCAGGGUUUCCCCCCCGCCGUUGCGAAACGAACUUGGGGUCGUCCUGAGGAUUCUGAUGACUCGCUUCCUAAUUGCCGUCAAAUUUCAAUCUCUCAAAGCCAUAGACAACGACAGACUACCUACCGCAAGGACGAGCUUGUACAGCAGGAACCUGCGCAUGCCCCUGAACCUUCCACCUCACUGAACGUGAGACAUGAUCCGGCUCAGUACAAAUCGGAUGCCGAUUUGCUUGUGGCUUGCAGCACAAAAAGGCAGCAGCCUGAUCAUCCUUCACCCAGCCCCAAACGUCCCAAGACCAAACAACAAGAUCCUCCGCGUGUUGGCUGUAUCCCUAAUAAUGCGCAAGUUCAUUGGCAAAGACAAAGCGCAGAGAGACAUCGCCGCAACAGCCUCGGUUGGGAACUGGAGGAGCUCACUGCCUUGAGACCUGUUGCCUCCACCAAGAUCAUCACCCCCGCCCAAUCGCAAUCAACCCAGAACUGGCCCCUGUGCCUGCGCCAGCUCUUCCCGCGGACCUGGUUGUGCUUGCCUAGUCAAGCUCAGAUUCCUCCAACCCGCCAUUCAGCGCCUCAAGACCUCACUCUCUUGUCUCGAGUACGCACCCAUGUGAAGACCCUAUUUGGUAAGACUAUGGCUCUGAACCAGUUCCCUCCCCCGGCAACUGACCGCGAGAAAGCCAACUGGAGGCGGGAUCCGGAAAAUGACUUCCCAGAUGAUGAUGAGCAAAGCGUGGGUAGCCCCGCCAGCGACUAUUCGGGCCAUGAUGACGCCGACCCUGGGUUUCCAUACCCCAAUGGCCCAGGCCAUGAGAAAGCAUUGGCAACCGCGCUCAGGAUCAUGUGGCGCUCUAUGCGCCGGUGUGGUGUAGUAUCAUUCUGGCCUGACUUUUCACAGGGCCCUCGUGAUGUCAACAACUUAUUCCUCUGGGACCUGGCGCAUAGUAUUUUCAUCAAGCUAGUCCACGCGCAGGAGUACCGGGAAAUUGAUCUCGAGAAUUGCUCAGAGCAAAAAAUCCACCAGGCAAUCAUGAACCAUGCCAAACAAUUGCAAAGAACAUAUCGCGAGGCAGCUUGGGAUCCCCAACGGCUAGACAAGCGGGCUGUAACCAAACGUCGACAAGCAAGAACCAAACGAGUGCGUGAAACCCAAGUUAAAUUCCUUGCCAAUCAGGCAAGACUAGUCCCCCUGAUUCCAGUCAUCAAUGCCUGUACUAGCAAUCCCGAAACGGACCCUGAUUCCCUGGACUCUGACGACGAAAGAGAGAAGCAAGUGUUGGUUAGCCAUUUACCUUGGCGCCAUCCCAGGAUAGGUAGGGCCGUUGAUAUUAUUGAUUGUCUGAUUGAGUCAAAGCGGCAAUCGGGCUCUUGUGAAUACGGGGCAACCUCCCAUCUACAAGUUCGGCCACGUAACCCAACAAUCAGCCACCGCCCAGCUCCCUUGGGUCUAUCCCACGACGUCUACUGUGACGAGUGGAUCAGGACCCAGCGAAUUCCCCAGUUGAAUGCAUUAAAAGAAUUGUUGAAGGCCGCCUCAAAGAACUUGGAUGAUAUGGUAUAA
Puccinia triticina is the source of this 1785-nucleotide messenger RNA. RefSeq lists its product as uncharacterized. Lineage: Eukaryota; Fungi; Basidiomycota; Pucciniomycetes; Pucciniales; Pucciniaceae. The record is from RefSeq and is a predicted model, not a curated record. Bases 1 to 1785 code for a protein of 594 amino acids. The transcript has 6 exons.